Messenger RNA from Malus domestica (apple), 2817 nucleotides. Its product is annotated as linoleate 13S-lipoxygenase 2-1, chloroplastic-like. Lineage: Eukaryota; Viridiplantae; Streptophyta; Magnoliopsida; Rosales; Rosaceae. The record is from RefSeq and is marked provisional. Gene Ontology annotation, molecular function: oxidoreductase activity, acting on single donors with incorporation of molecular oxygen, incorporation of two atoms of oxygen; protein binding; metal ion binding. Gene Ontology annotation, biological process: lipid oxidation.
AUGUUGAAGCCCCAAGUUCACCAAUCAAAAUCCAGCCAAACUCUCUUCCUUCGAAAGCCAUUUUUUCAUGGCAGAGCCAGAAGUGCUUCAUUUCCUGUCUGGUCAAGGCCUUCCUUCCAGCCGGAAAUUAAAUACAGAAACAUAAAAGCCACAAGUAGUAGUAGUAGUGAUAAUAGUAGUACCCCUACUACCACGACUAAAACUACUACUACUACUACUAGAAUUACUACUACUCCGAUUCCAGACCCUACUACUCCCACUCCUCCUACAGCCACCACCACUACCAUUGUGACUACCGAAGUUGUCACCAAGAAGUUCAUUAGUGUUAAGGCCACCCUAACCGUGACGCUUACAGUCGGAGGCUUUCUGUCACACAUUGGUCUAGCCCGAGGACUUGAUGAUAUAACAGAUUUGCUCGGUCAAUCACUCUUAUUGGAGCUUGUUAGCGCUGAGCUUGAUCCCAAAACUGGAGAGGAGAAGGAGAAGGUUGCGGGGUAUGCACACAGGAGUCGCCGACAGGAAGGAGAGAUAAUAUACGAGACAGAUUUCAAAGUUCCAGUAGAUUUUGGGGAGAUAGGUGCUAUUUUGGUAGAGAAUGAGCACCGCAAGGAGAUGUUUCUCAAGGAAAUUGUCGUCGAUGGCCUCCCAUGUGGCUCUGUUCAUCAUAGCUGUAACUCUUGGAUUCACUCCAAGUAUGACAAUCCCGCAAAGAGGGUCUUCUUCACAAACAAGUCAUACUUGCCAUCUCAAACACCAAGUGGGUUGGCCAAGCUAAGAGAAGAGGAGCUCGUGACCUUGCGAGGCAAUGGCCAAGGAGAGCGGAAGAGCUUCGAGAGGAUAUAUGACUAUGAUGUUUACAACGAUCUUGGUGAUCCUGAUAAGAAUUUAAGACUGGAAAGACCAGUACUUGGUGGCAAAGAAUUCCCGUAUCCCAGACGUUGUAGAACUGGACGACUACCAUGUGACACAGGUUCACUGUACGAGAAAAGGAGCAGAAAACAUUGGUACGUUCCUAGAGAUGAAGCCUUCUCAGAAGUAAAGCAGCUAACAUUUUCAGCAAAGACACUGUACUCUGUGAUGCACGCAUUGGUACCAUCGCUGGAGAUAGCGAUCGCCGACACUGAUCUUGGGUUCAAGUACUUCACGGCCAUAGACUCACUUUUCCACGAGGGGAUUCAGUUGCCUCCCUUCAAGGAACAAGGGGUUCUCAAAGCCCUGCUUCCCAGGCUAGUCAAGGUUAUGUCUUCUGGAGAUGACGUUUUGCGUUUUGUACCCCCAGAAACAAUGAAUCGGGACAAAUUCUUUUGGUUUAGGGACGACGAGUUUGCUAGGCAGACUCUUGCAGGUCUCAACCCAUACAGCAUCAAGUUGGUGACGGAAUGGCCACUGAAGAGUGAACUAGACCCAGAGAUCUAUGGUCCGCCUGAAUCAGCUAUAACCAAAGAAAUAAUUGAACAAGAGAUUAGAGGCUUCGCAACAAUUACUGAGGCCAUAGAAGAAAAGAAGUUGUUUAUUUUAGAUUACCAUGAUUUGUUUUUACCCUAUGUUAGCAAAGUAAGAAAGCUCGAAGGCACCACACUAUAUGGAUCGAGGACUUUGUUUUUUCUUACCCCUGAAGGUACACUCAGGCCACUGGUCAUUGAGCUAACAAGACCACCGAUGGACGGAAAGCCACAAUGGAAGCAAGUUUUCCAACCGGCGUGGAAUGCCACGGAUGUCUGGCUCUGGAGGCUUGCUAAAGCUCAUGUCCUUGCCCACGAUUCUGGUUAUCAUCAGCUUGUUAGUCACUGGCUACGAACACAUUGUGCCACAGAACCCUACAUAAUCGCCACAAAUCGGCAACUGAGUGUCAUGCACCCAAUCUAUAGAUUGUUACAUCCCCAUUUCAGAUACACCAUGGAGAUUAAUUCUCUUGCUCGUGAAUCACUUAUCAAUGCCGGUGGUAUCAUCGAAACCUCAUUUUCGCCCAAAAAGUACUCCCUUGAGCUUUGCUCUGUUGCGUAUGGGAAGGAAUGGCGGUUUGACCAAGAGGCACUCCCAGCUGACCUUAUUAGAAGGGGCAUGGCUGUUGAGGACCCAACUGCUCCACAUGGGCUAAGGCUAACAAUUGAAGAUUACCCUUUUGCCAAUGAUGGACUCCUCUUAUGGGAUGCUAUUAAACAAUGGGUCACUGACUAUGUAAACCACUACUACCCAGACUCCAGCAUUGUCCAGACUGAUCAAGAGCUCCAAGCAUGGUGGACAGAAAUCAAAACAGUUGGCCAUGCUGACAAAAAAGAUGAGCCAUGGUGGCCAGAACUCAACACUCCGGAAGACCUAAUGGGCAUCAUCACAACAAUGGUUUGGGUAGCAUCUGGUCAUCAUGCAGCUGUCAACUUUGGCCAAUAUGCCUAUGCAGGUUAUUUUCCUAGCAGGCCAACAAUUGCAAGGACCAAUAUGCCCACUGAGGACCCCUCAGAAGAGGAUUGGAAAAACUUCGUAAGAAAACCUGACAGUGCACUUUUGCAAUGCUUUCCUACACAAAUCCAAGCAACAACAAUCAUGGCUGUUUUGGACAUUUUGUCGAAUCAUUCACCGGAUGAAGAGUACAUUGGAGAGAAGAUGGAGCAGGCGUGGGCUGAAGAGCCUGUUAUAAAGGCGGCGUUUGAACGGUUUAAGGGGAGAUUGUUGGCGCUUGAACGAACAAUCGAUGAUCGAAAUGCCAGUAGUGAGUUGAAGAACAGAAAUGGAGCUGGGGUUGUACCUUAUGAGCUUUUGAAACCCUUUUCACAACCUGGGGUUACAGGAAAGGGAGUUCCGUAUAGCAUCUCUAUUUGA